AUGAGAAUCACACCUUCACUCGCCCUCUUUGCGCUCGCCGCGGCUGCACCUGCCCCUCAGGCUGCCAAGAGCGAUGCCGACAACUUGCUGUCAUCCAUCUCGGCUUUGGACCUUGCUCACGACGACGUUAUUCUGUACGGCGUCAAUGGCGAAUACAAGGUCAUCAAGGAAGCCGAGUUCCAGAACCUCACUUCUGCCGGCGUUCUGACCUACGGCAGUGGCGACGAGGUCAAGGCACGCGAUCUUUCCGAUUCUUCGUCAGUGCUUGAGGCCCGAGACUGUGACGGACGUAAUGUCGAGUACGAGAUCACCAGCCAAGCCAACUUCCUCGACUGGGACGUCCAGAUCUCCCCUGUCAUCGGAGCUCAGCAAGCUCCCGUGACUAUUGCGGUCGCACGUGGCUACCAGGUAGCCAACUCAAUUACCAUCGGAGAGACUGCCGGAAUCUCCGCCGAAGGCCUCUCUGUCAGCCUCAAGAUUGACUACCAGACGACAUGGACUACCUCUGAUACCACUACCAUCACCUACACCGUCCCUACCGGACAGUACGGCGUAAUCGUCAGUCAGCCUUACGUCCACCGCAUGUACGGCACCGCCUACAGCUCGUGCGGUACGAACGGUGGAACCACGGAGAACUGGAUGUCCACAACCCAUUCGAGCCAGACCUACGGUAGUAUGAACUGGGUUACGGGUGUCUUCCGCCUCUGCGCCAGCAAGAGGUACCCUAUUCCCUAUUGCAACGGCAGAGGUAGUCACCACUAA
Colletotrichum truncatum is the source of this 762-nucleotide messenger RNA. RefSeq lists its product as uncharacterized. The record is from RefSeq and is a predicted model, not a curated record. Lineage: Eukaryota; Fungi; Ascomycota; Sordariomycetes; Glomerellales; Glomerellaceae.